Messenger RNA from Aspergillus affinis, 708 nucleotides. Its product is annotated as ribonuclease H family protein. The record is from RefSeq and is a predicted model, not a curated record. Lineage: Eukaryota; Fungi; Ascomycota; Eurotiomycetes; Eurotiales; Aspergillaceae. Bases 1 to 708 code for a protein of 235 amino acids. The transcript is spliced from 3 exons.
AUGCUCUAUCUGGCCCCCCUGUUCUGGAUGGGCAAACUAAAGGCCAGAUUCGGAGCGAUUCUCCCAGUCUACCGUACAACCUCAAUCCCUGCACUUUACCGGGAGUCAGGGCUUCUGCUAGCAGAGAUUGAGCUAGAGUAUAUAGCGGCUAUCGCUACAGUCUGCUUUCGCCGUUUUGACCCCUACCACCCUCUCCGCAGGAGAGCAGAAAGAGCAAUCCAAACAGGCCUUCAGACCAGCCGUUUUGCAUACCGCGUGCUAGCCCUUCCUGAAUCAGAACAACUGAACCCACUGCAAAAUCUCCUCUGGCUCCUACAAGAGGAACGCGAAACAGCUCAACAGCGAAUCAGAGUCCCUGCAGAAAACUCGAAACUGGAAAACAGGAUGGCAGGUAAUGGAUAUGCCCUAUAUCAAUCUGGAAAGCUGUUUCAACAGUCCUCCUUCUCCCUGGGACCGAACAAAGAGGUCUUUGAUGCUGAAGCUGAAGCAGCUCUAGCUGGGGUUAAAGCAGCCCUUAAACUAGAUACUGCUCGCUUUGUCACUGACUUCUGGGUCUGUCUAGAUAACCUGGAGGUAGCUACACGCCUCCUCUCACCCUUCGCGGGCUUAUCUCAAGGGAUCUUCGAAUCCUUCCAAGCCCUAGCCCGGACCUGGCCGGCACGGGAGAGAUUCUCAUAUACCAAUGGCGGCUCUGUACGAGUCUGCUGA